GUUCUUUUUUUGCUUUCUCUCUCUCUUUGUGGAGGCAAACCAGCUUUUCUUAUUUACAAGGGGGCUUGCUUUUGCUGUUGGCUACAGGUUACAGUCUCUCUCAUUUGCUCCCUCCUCACCCCACCUUCCCAACGCCACCUCCUUCUUGCCUCUCUCAGUUGCAGAAGAUGACUGCCACGGCAAUUCAAUAAGAGGAGCGGACAGCGAGUGAAGCACCCACCACUUGCUAAGAACAAGCGAAGGAGUGGCCAAAAUUUAAAAAAGAAAAAGAAAAACAGAAAAAACUAAAAAGAAAAGAGACCGCAAAGAAGUAGGAAAGGUUCAGAUUUGAGGAAGUGGCAGUGAAAAGAGAGAAGGAGAAAGGGGAGAGAAAGCAAAGGAUAAACGGUGGAUGGAGGCGGUUCGGACCGGGGUUACGAAGCUCUCUUCACUGACGAAGAAGAAGAACAGCAGCAGCAACAGCAGCAGGGGGGACAGGAGAUGGAGACGAAAGGAAGAAGCAUGCCCCCAGACGUCAGUUUCCUUCCACGCCCUGCGAUGGUUUGGUGGGAACGAGGCAUCCAGGUGCUGUUGACCACCAUGGGGGCCUUUGCGGCAUUUGCUCUCAUGACGGUGGCCAUCGGCACAGAUUACUGGCUGUAUGCCCGCGCAUUCAUCUGCAACAGCACAGCCAACUCCUCCCAGGAGGAUUCCUCCAGCAACAAGGACAAGAAAGACCCCGGGGCUCUCACCCACUCUGGCCUCUGGAGGAUUUGCUGCCUUGAAGGCUUGAAGAGAGGUGUGUGUUCCCAGAUCAAUCAUUUUCCCGACGACGCAGACUAUGACCAAGAUGCUGCAGAGUAUCUGCUUCGUGUGGUUAGGGCUUCCAGUAUCUUUCCAAUCCUCAGUGCCAUAUUGCUCCUGUUGGGCGGCGUGUGCGUUGCUUCCAGCGGCUUCUACAAAAGCAAAAGGAACAUUAUUCUCGGAGGAGGAAUUCUUUUUGUAGCAGCAGGGCUUAGCAACAUCAUUGGCGUGAUAGUAUACAUCUCUGCAGCUCUCAGCGACAUUUCGCCAAAGAAAGAUGAGGAUAAGAAGUGGCAUUACUCUUAUGGCUGGUCAUUUUACUUUGGCGGUCUGUCCUUCAUCCUGGCUGAGAUGGUUGGAGUCCUGGCUGUCAACAUCUACAUUGAGAAGAACAAGGAGCUGCGCUGUCGCUCUCGCACUGACCUUUUCAAGAGCACCACCCAUGCCAUGCUGCGUCUGCCCAGCUACCGCUUCAGGCGGCGCUCCCGCUCCAGCUCCCGCUCCACUGACCCACCUCGUUCACAGGAGACUUCCCCCGUUGGAGCUUCCAAGACCUUCACUCUUCCUCCAUCUGCUCCUCCUUUCUCCGUUGCCACUCUGCCCAACCCACACCACAGCAGCAGUGGCGGGAGUGGUGGAGGUGGUGGUGACAUCUCCAUGUACACCCUGUCAAGGGACUCCAAGCUGGGGAGCCUGGGAGGAGGCGCCCCGCCUCUCUACGGCACAGUGGACCGGGCCACGCUUUAUCAGCUUCACAAUUACUUCCCGAAAGAUUCCAGCGGCAGCAGUGGAGGCGCAGGAGGAGGGCCGGUGAUAAGCAGUGGUACGCUCCCAUCUCACUCCAAGUCCAACUUGGCGGCUGCAGCAGCUGCUGCUAAUGCUGCCCCACUGAAUACCUCCACCGCAGCUGCUGCGCCGGCCCCGUCAGCCCCAAUCUCAACAGCUACAAUGGAGCGAGACAGGGGCAACGUUGGAACCCUGGACCGGCUGACAGCCAAAAGGGACAGGGAUAGCAACUCCGAUACACUUAACAGGAAAACAACACCUGUUUAAAGUGGAACCUCACAGAGAAGGGCUAGAAGGGCCUCAAAAAGUAUAAAAAGCUAUGGCUUAAAAUGGGUGGGCAACAUUUCAACAGUAAAGGUUUUUGUCCUUGAGUCUGGGAGUAUCUAGCUGCCAUAGAUAUAAUAUCAUAAACAGUCAUAAAACACCUAAUACUCUGUGGACAUUGAUGACAACUGCCUGCCUUAAAACCAUCGGAACAUUCAAGUCAGUGUUUUAUUCUAUUUACUUUUGUUUUCUCUUUUACUAAACCAAUUGUACAAAUCUGAUCAAAUAACCCCAGGGACAGAAUAGAACAGUUCAUACCUUUAAUUGCCCUGGUAUGAAUCUGUAGAGUUUACUCUUGUAUCGUCCCAUCUGGCUUUUAUAAUGUCCGUAAGAGUCCAAAAACACUCAAAGAUGACCAAUAAUAAGAUGUGCCAAGAUGAUACAAGCCAUAGUUUUGUCACAUGUCUGUUCAAAGGAACAGAAUGUCACAAAUUAUUGCCACGUGAAGAGCUUUUCAGGGACCAAUUCUAGAUCCUAAGUAGCUGCUUGACCUCUGGUCCACAGAGUAACACCUCACUCACAUCUGGCCUAAUGUUAAUGUCACACAAGGGAGCAGUGUGACUCACUGCAAGACCAUUUAUUUUUAAUGACAUGUUAGAGAAAUAAGUGCGUCCAGGACAGACUUCAAGCUUCACUUUGAAUAGUUCUGUACACUCUAUCACACUGCAUCUGCCUUGCUAAAGCUUUCCUACCCUUUGAGCUUUUUUACAAUUUCUUUGUUUAUAGACACAAACUUUAAUGCAUUUUAUUGGAAUUAUAUGUGCAGCUAACACAAAGUAAUAUAUAAAUGUGAAGUGAAGCCAAAUUAUGCAUCUGUGGGGGAAUUCCCCCAUAUGCAUGUUUUUAAAGAGUGUUAUGCUGAUAAAAAUCAAAAAAUUAUUCUUACGCUACUAAAUGAAAUCCAGCGAUAUUAACUUCCUUCAGAAUUCACCUAAUUACUGAAUAAUUUUUGAAGCUUAAUGUCACUGUCGAUACACCUUUUCUAUGCAGGCUUCACGUACAUAUAGGGAGAUAUUGCUGAGCAACUGCUAUUAUGGCCCCCAGUUUCAACACCAGACAGGUCAGGGAUCAUGUUGAGCAUUUCAGUUCCCUUUUCAAUCCAUGACCUGAAAUAGAAACAGAACAACUGCAAAGUUGUCACGACAUGGAAAAGCAGCCAUGACCCAUUGUAACUCUGGAAUAGCACAAAGUUGACUUUUAUUGAAAAGGCGCAAGAAAAAAAAGUUUAAAUCAAAGCUUUCAUAGGACAUGUUUUUGGCAAAUUUGAAGGAAGGUUGUGGUUAGGUGAGACCAAAAAUGACCUAAAUCCAAAACACUAUAGCUACAAAUCACUAUGUCACAUCAUCCUUUAAACACUGCCCACAUAAACAUUGUGGUAUUGUGCUAUGGGAAUUCUUUUCAAUUCUUUUCAAUACCAAAUCUAGCCAUACUUUUCAGAAUUAUGCAUAACCAUGUAUUUAUCAAUUAAUCAAAAUCUGAGUAAAAUACCUUAGAGUUUGUGACUGGAUGUGACAAAAUGUAAAACAAGUUCAAGAGGUAUGAGGACUCCUGACAACCAACAUGACCUAAUACUCAUUUAUUUAUUGUUUAAACAAGAGACUGUUAAAAGUGCAUUUAUGCCCAAACUGAGACUGAACUUAGAUUACAAUUUUUUCCCUUUCUUUCAAGUAUUUCAUCUUUUCUUGUGAAACAUCAGGAUAUCCAAGAUAUUGUAUAGGUAAAGUUAGGGGUAGGAUCAUCUGUAGCAAAGUAUAUUUUUUGAAAUGUUCAGCUAGGUUUCUCAGUUAGGGAAUGAUCAUAAUUGCAGCUAUAAGUGCAACGAAAAUCAAUUUCAGAUCACGAGUGAGCAGCUGCACUUUUGACUCUGCUCAUAAAUUAUGGUCACGGUGUGUCAUCAGGAAGCCUUAAUGUCAAAGGAAGUUUUAUUUUCAUAAAGAGAAUGUUGUAAACAUUAUAUGAUAUUUAAUCGGUUUAAAUAUUUUAGGGCAUUUUAUGACUGCUUAUGACAAUAAUUAGAUACUGGAGGCUCAAAGGCAGCAUCUGUUGAAUGUUCUUGCUAAGGGCUGAAAAGCAAGCAACAGGCUGGGGUUGGGAUCAAUUUACACUCAGGGGGUGAAAUUUUAUUUAGAGUCAAAGGUUAAAAAUUACAGUCAUCUGUUGCUCUGUACAAAAUAUGACUUAUUCAAACUAUCUGUGUAACAAUAGUAUCUAGCACAUCAUUAAAUAAGAGAAUUUCAAGAAGUUAGUCAAGUUUCAGGUGAAACACAUUCUACAGGGUAUUUUUGAGAUGGUUUACUAAAUAGUUAAUAUCUGAAAAAUAAAUUUCUGAUUUGAUUUUCCAGACACUCAGCACUAGACUCUUAGAUUGUUGUAAGUUCCAGAUUGAUGUACAGAAAUCUGAAUGCAGUUUUGACUGAACAAAUUAGCCCAACCCUUGCUAUUAAGAGCCUCUACUCCAAUUCCUCUUCCCUCCGUCUUUCUAUAGCUAUAACUAUAUACUGUUUAACAAAAUAGAAUAAUAAAUGUAUUUUAAAAUAGGAGAAAAAAAUCCACAUAUACAAAAACACACAAAGUAUGUAAAUGGUAAACUUUGAGUUUUGACAUCAUUCGUGGACAUGAGGAGCGAUGACCAUCUCUAGGUUACAGGAGAUUGUAACUCUUUGAGUGUUGCUAUCAUGUUCUUGGUGUUUUUAUGAUCAUACUUGUUGUUGCAGGGUAUUUGUACAUUUAGAUGGCAUUGUUUGUAUUUUAUUUUCACAAUCAUCUUAAAUUCUUUUCUCCUGCUGUUGUAAUCAAAAGUUGUAGUGUCACAUCAAAACCGGUGCAUAAAAAGAGGAAGGUUAGUGAGUCUACAUAUUCUGUUUUUAUUAAAUAUCUUUAUUGUUGUCUUUAUUUGUUUGUGCUGGGAGAGGUAAAUGAGCAUUUAUGCUCCACAUCUGCAAUGUUCUGCUAUGACCUAAUGCGCUCGGACUGGAAACUGCCCAAUUACAGCCUCUGUGGCUGACUGGUUAACAGCUAACCUGGAUCAACUCGAGGUUACGUGCCGUACUCAAGAGCACAUCUAUAUCUUGUUUUAGAAAAGUGUUUACUUAUUAUUUUCUUCAAAACAUCUAUUGCUCUAAUAAAUCCAUGAUAAUAAAUGGGCAAAUUUUAGUGCACUUUUUUUCAAAACUAUUAUGCUUUUUUAACACGUAUUAUUUUACUGAAAGUGUAACACUUUGUUUCACUUCUAUGUUUUAUGCUAUGGGUUUGACUUUUUAAAAUUUUAUUGGAUUAUUUUUUAUCAAAUAUUAGGAUUGGUUUUGUUCUCUAUUUAUAAUUUGUCUUCACUUAUUCCUGUUAAAUGUCUAUUUUAUCUAACUUUGGUUCCUAUCUGUUUUUUUUUUAUCUUUUGUGUCUUUCUUCCACUUUUUUGUCAUCAUUUCCUUGUAGGAAAUGCAUAAAUGUUUUACUUUUGAAACAUAACCAACGUAGCCUAAAAUCUGUGUUUUUUAUUGUUCUAACUAGUGUAUGCCUGUAGGUGAUAGAGUUUAUAUUAAUAUAUUUAUUUUGCUGGUGGUAUGGAUCAAUAUUCUUAAUGUUAUAUUGUUUCAGAGUUCCAACUCUUUUAUCUUGGGACUAAAAAGGUGACAAUGGUCCCUGCGAUAGAUAGUUGGUAACCUUAGUGCUGACAAAGUGAGCUGCCUGUGGUCUGUGUUGGUAAUGCUAAAUGUGUUCACACAGUAAACAUUAAGUACAACAAGCUACAUCUGUUAUUUCUAAGGCACAAAUUUGUGUAAAUACUGAAAUGUAGGCAUGGGCUGGUAAACUUAUCACUGUUUCUUAGUACUGUGGCAUUUGCAAAAAGUAAAGUUGAAAUAAAUUUGUAUAACAUGAUCCAAUAUCUUCUAUGUGAAGCAGAUAAGCACCAGUUAUCACUGUUCCUGCCACAAUAAUACCAUGUGUGGUGCUCCUAUAGUUUUCGUUUUUUCAUCUGUUGUCAGAAAGGAAAAAAUAUGGGUGUCUUCUUUCAACCAAGAAGACACCAACAGCAGUUGAUUGGCAGCAACAGGUAUUGCUUUUUGCUGCACACAAGAGAAAUUGCUUGUCAUUCUGGCACUUUCUCUGGCAAAUUUCAAAUUAUAGAGAGUAAUGACAAUUUUUUUGAAACUAACAUUUUAAACUUUGGUAUUCCUUGAUACCUGGUACCCACCCUGUGCCUACUGACAUGUGUCCUAAGCUUACAUAUGUUUUGUGAAGUGUUUGUAAUAACUUUGUCUGCUAGACAUUUUUUUUAUUUCGUUUUAUGGUUAUGUACCAAUGUUAAAGCCAUUCUGAGGCCAAUGUGAAAACCAAGUUCCUUUUCCAGCACUUUGGCUACUGACACAAGCUCAACUUGAAACUCUUCAGAGAGAAAACUGAGAUGGAUUCAAGAAAGGAACACUAAUGAUAAAGGGAAGCAAUACAAUAUACAGAUUCUCUCUGGAAAAGACAAAAAAAAAUACAAGUAUAUACAAAAUAUAAAUAUAUAGAUAUAUU
This is a messenger RNA of Xiphophorus maculatus (southern platyfish), 6411 nucleotides long. RefSeq names its product voltage-dependent calcium channel gamma-4 subunit-like (gene cacng8a). The transcript has 6 exons. NCBI's taxonomy places the organism in Eukaryota, Metazoa, Chordata, Actinopteri, Cyprinodontiformes, Poeciliidae. Gene Ontology annotation, molecular function: voltage-gated calcium channel activity; channel regulator activity. Gene Ontology annotation, biological process: transmission of nerve impulse; neurotransmitter receptor internalization; postsynaptic neurotransmitter receptor diffusion trapping. The record is from RefSeq and is a predicted model, not a curated record. Gene Ontology annotation, cellular component: postsynaptic density membrane; AMPA glutamate receptor complex. The coding region runs from base 481 to 1836 and encodes 451 amino acids.